This is a messenger RNA of Phytophthora infestans T30-4, 660 nucleotides long. RefSeq lists its product as uncharacterized. Lineage: Eukaryota; Oomycota; Peronosporomycetes; Peronosporales; Peronosporaceae. Bases 1 to 660 code for a protein of 219 amino acids. The record is from RefSeq and is a predicted model, not a curated record. The transcript is spliced from 2 exons.
AUGACCUUCUCGUCGCCACUGAUCAAGAACUUCCACUCGAGAAAAUUCGUCACAAUGCCAUACGUCAAAGUAAGAUCUUCGACAUCACAAGAGCUUCGAGCCCCGUCACAUUCUGAACCAUUCCUUGCAGCAUAUCUUCACGCUUUGCUUGGACAAGUGAAAUUCGACUUCCCUGCUGGCUGUUUGCAGUUCAACGGGGACGACGACCAGCCCAACGUUGGGCCCUUCAUAGGCGGUGGCAUCAAGGACGACGAUGUGCGUGCCCCGUACCCUGACAACUACUGGUUUUCCUUCCCGGGCACAUGUCCGCUUCAGGGGUGGGGGGACAAGACGGACGAAUGCCGCGAAAGCACUCGCAAGGGUCUGUGCAGCUACGGCCAGGGUCCUGACGGUGUGGACUGCACCUUCGCCUACAACGUCUUGGGCUGGGUGACUAUCGACGAUAUUGUCGGAAUCACUGCCAUCGACAACCCCGACACGGGCUCCACGUUCGCCAACUUCACCGAGUGGUGCAUGGCUGACUCGAACAACACUGAGUUUGCUGCCAACGCCGACUCUGGCGAGAUGGAGACGGGGCUGCCCUUCUGGGAGGACCCACUCAACUCGACUGCCAACGCUGCCCGUGCUGAGGCUGCUGUGGCUAAAUUGAGGACACUUUAA